Molecule: messenger RNA, 2391 nt
Organism: Myiozetetes cayanensis
Lineage: Eukaryota; Metazoa; Chordata; Aves; Passeriformes; Tyrannidae
Product: collagen alpha-1(II) chain-like
Molecular function (GO): protein binding
Source: RefSeq, a predicted model, not a curated record
AUGCCCGGCCCGCUCCGCUUCGCCUUCCUCCUCCUCAUCCUCCUCCUCGCCGCCGCCUCCGCGCAGGACCGAGACCUCCCCGAGGCAGGCAGCUGCCUGCAGGACGGGCAGAGCUACAGCGACAAGGACGUGUGGAAGCCGGAGCCGUGCCGGAUCUGCGUGUGCGACACGGGCACGGUGCUGUGCGACGAGAUCAUCUGCGAGGAGCUGCGCGACUGCCCCAGCCCCGAAAUCCCCUUCGGAGAGUGCUGCCCCGUCUGCCCCACCGACCAGCCCAGCGGGCACCCUGGCCCCAAGGGGCAGAAAGGCGAACCCGGGGACAUUAAAGAUGUCGUAGGACCCCGAGGGCCUCCGGGACCGCAGGGCCCGGCAGGUGAGCAAGGACAGCGAGGGGAGCGCGGCGAGAAGGGGGAGAAGGGCCUUCCUGGUCCCCGGGGCAGGGAUGGAGAGCCCGGCACCCCCGGCAACCCCGGCCCCGCCGGCCCUCCCGGCCCUCCAGGCCCCCCCGGGCUCGGUGGGAACUUUGCGGCUCAGAUGGCAGGAGGCUUCGACGAGAAGGCUGGAGGAGCUCAGAUGGGCGUCAUGCAGGGACCCAUGGGCCCUAUGGGACCCCUGGCCCCCGGACCCUCUGGCUCUCCUGGUCCCCAAGGAUUUCAAGGCAACCCCGGCGAGCCCGGCGAGCCCGGCGCUGCUGGUCCCAUGGGCCCCCGGGGACCACCAGGACCUCCAGGGAAACCCGGAGAUGACGGUGAGACCGGCAAACCCGGUAAAUCCGGCGAGCGUGGCCCCCCAGGCCCUCAGGGUGCUCGUGGCUUCCCCGGGACCCCCGGGCUGCCCGGAGUGAAGGGACACAGGGGAUACCCCGGCUUGGACGGUGCCAAAGGAGAGGCCGGAGCUCCUGGAGCCAAGGGUGAAUCCGGCUCCCCCGGCGAGAACGGCUCCCCUGGCCCCAUGGGUCCCCGUGGGCUGCCUGGAGAGAGAGGACGCCCCGGCCCCUCCGGUGCUGCGGGUGCUCGUGGCAACGACGGCCUCCCCGGUCCUGCCGGACCCCCCGGACCUGUCGGCCCAGCCGGAGCUCCCGGCUUUCCCGGCGCCCCCGGCUCGAAGGGUGAAGCUGGUCCCACUGGUGCCCGAGGUCCCGAGGGUGCCCAGGGUCCCCGCGGCGAAUCCGGCACCCCCGGCUCGCCCGGCCCCGCCAGUGCCCCCGGUAACCCGGGCACCGACGGCAUCCCCGGAGCCAAGGGCUCAGCGGGUGCCCCGGGCAUUGCUGGCGCUCCAGGUUUCCCCGGUCCCCGCGGCCCCCCCGGCCCCCAAGGAGCCACCGGCCCCCUGGGCCCCAAGGGACAGACGGGAGAACCGGGAAUCGCGGGUUUCAAAGGCGAGCAGGGACCCAAGGGCGAGACGGGACCAGCAGGACCCCAAGGUGCCCCCGGGCCGGCGGGCGAGGAAGGCAAGAGAGGAGCCCGAGGCGAACCCGGGGCUGCCGGUCCUUUGGGACCCCCUGGAGAAAGGGGCGCUCCCGGCAACCGCGGCUUCCCGGGACAGGACGGGCUGGCCGGACCCAAGGGUGCUCCAGGCGAGCGUGGCCCCGCAGGCCUGGCGGGUCCCAAAGGAGCCACCGGCGAUCCCGGACGACCCGGAGAGCCCGGACUGCCCGGGGCCAGGGGUCUCACGGGCCGCCCCGGUGACGCCGGUCCCCAAGGCAAAGUCGGUCCCACCGGUGCCCCCGGCGAGGACAGGCGCCCGGCCCCCGGCCCGCAGGGCGCUCGCGGCCAGCCCGGCGUGAUGGGAUUCCCCGGCCCCAAAGGUGCCAACGGCGAGCCUGGCAAAGCUGGCGAGAAGGGACUGCCCGGGGCCCCGGGGCUGCGGGGGCUCCCUGGCAAGGACGGUGAGACAGGAGCUGCCGGACCCCCCGGACCUGCCGGCCCCGCGGGCGAGAGGGGAGAGCAAGGAGCCCCCGGCCCCUCCGGCUUCCAGGGGCUGCCCGGCCCGCCAGGUGCCCCCGGAGAGAGUGGCAAACCCGGAGAUCAGGGUGUUCCUGGAGAAGCCGGAGCGCCCGGUCUUGUUGGUCCCAGAGGCGAGCGCGGCUUCCCCGGCGAGCGCGGCUCCCCCGGCGCCCAAGGCCUGCAGGGACCCCGCGGGCUCCCCGGCACCCCCGGCACCGACGGGCCCAAGGGCGCCACCGGCCCCGCCGGCCCCGCCGGCGCGCAGGGACCCCCCGGGCUGCAGGGGAUGCCCGGGGAGAGAGGAGCGGCUGGAAUCGCCGGUCCCAAGGGAGACAGGGGAGACGUCGGCGAGAAGGGCCCCGAGGGAGCCCCUGGCAAGGACGGUGCCCGUGGUCUGACGGGUCCCAUCGGCCCCCCCGGCCCUGCCGGCCCCAACGGCGAGAAG